This is a messenger RNA of Fusarium odoratissimum NRRL 54006, 903 nucleotides long. RefSeq lists its product as uncharacterized. NCBI's taxonomy places the organism in Eukaryota, Fungi, Ascomycota, Sordariomycetes, Hypocreales, Nectriaceae. Bases 1 to 903 code for a protein of 300 amino acids. The record is from RefSeq and is a predicted model, not a curated record. The transcript has 3 exons.
AUGGCCGAGAAUGCUCUAGAUGCAGAUGCCAAUGCAGAUUCAAAUGCGAAUGGCCCCGUCCGACGAGCAUCUAGUGUUGGAUUCCAACUAGGACGGCAUUCAUCUUCAAAUGCACGCAUAAAUGAGAUACUUGAGAACGCUCGUGAACGCGCCGAUUCAAUGGCUGGUCCCUCUCCUACCCAUCUCUCACCCCGGCCCGCCGGCAGUCCCAUCCUCCCGCCCAACUCGUCGCUCAGGCCGAGCCCUGUCAACGAGGACAGCAGCGCCGACGAGGCUACUGGAUUCAUAUCCCAUACGCCGCCUCUCAAUUACAACUCGCUCAAUGUUACAAGUACCGCGACCUCGGCCCCGCAGAUCCGUAAACCAUCCUUACGCCAGCGACCAUCUUCCCAACAAAACAAUGGCGCUGCCCAGAACCCUGAGACGGCCCGACAAGCCAGCUCAGAGAGUGGUAAUACGUCGUGGUGGCAGACCCAGGCAGAGAAGUUUCAGUCGAUAGAGCUGGAGAAUAAAGGCAGCGUUGCCCGAGAUCACCUCGCCAUCGAACGAACAUUUCUGGCAUGGCUACGCACAUCUCUUAGUUUUGCAUCCAUAGGGAUAGCAGUGACACAGCUCUUUCGCCUCAAUACGUCUCUCGAAAGCGAGCAUGGCAAUAACUCGCGGAGCAACACCCAGACAUUACGACACAUGGGCAAGCCGCUUGGCACCACGUUCCUCGGUAUCAGUAUAUUGAUUCUCUUCCUUGGCUACAAACGCUAUUUUCAAUCUCAGCACUGGGUCAUGCAGGGCAAGUUUCCUGCUAGUCGUGGUACAAUCAUGAUUGUUGCGUUUGUUGCUUUGGCGAUUAUGGUUGUCUCUCUUGUGGUAGUGAUUGCUAUCCACCCGUCUGAGCAUGAGCUAUAA